This is a messenger RNA of Lathyrus oleraceus (garden pea), 1758 nucleotides long. Its product is annotated as zinc finger BED domain-containing protein RICESLEEPER 2-like. NCBI's taxonomy places the organism in Eukaryota, Viridiplantae, Streptophyta, Magnoliopsida, Fabales, Fabaceae. The record is from RefSeq and is a predicted model, not a curated record. Gene Ontology annotation, molecular function: ribosome binding; DNA binding; protein dimerization activity. Gene Ontology annotation, biological process: cytosolic ribosome assembly. The coding region runs from base 1 to 1758 and encodes 585 amino acids. The transcript has 8 exons.
AUGCAACCCCAAUUUACCAUCCCAUUUAGGCGUACGGUAUCUAGGGACUGUUUUCAGGUACACUUGGAUGAAAAACAAAAGUUAAAGGCUUUUUUUAAGUCUGACUGCAAUAAGGUAGCACUUACUACUGAUUGUUGGACUUCUAUACAAAAUCUAAACUACUUGACCCUUACGGCACACUUUGUGGAUAACGAAUGGAAGUAUCAAAAAAGAAUUAUAAGCUUUGCCGUAAUUCCAAACCACAAGGGUGAAACUGUAGGUAGGAAGAUUGAAGAAGUGUUAAAGGAUCGGAGAAUUAGGAAUGUGUCAACCAUAACUGUUGAUAAUGCCACUUCAAAUGAUAUUGAUGUGACAUAUCUAAAGAGAAAAAUAGCAAAUAUGAAUGGGUUAAUAGGGGAUGGAGAGUGUUUUCAUAUGAGGUGUUCAGCUCAUAUUUUGAACUUGGUGGUAAAUAAGGGUUUGAAAGAUAAACAUUUAUCUGUAACUAGUGUUAGGGAUGCUGUUAGAUUUGUUAAGUCUUCACCUCAUAGGGCGGCCAAGUUUAAAGAAUGCAUUGAAUUUGCUGGAAUAACUUGCAAAAAAUUAGUAUGUCUUGAUGUUUCAACUCGUUGGAACGCGACAUAUUUAAUGCUAGAGGUUGCGGAGAAGUUUCAACUCGCUUUUGAAAAGCUUGAGGAUGAAGAGUCGAGCUAUAGGGAGUUCUUUGGAAAAGUGUCUGCCAUUUAUUGUGAGUUGAAGCAAGCUACUUUGAACUUAAAUGAUUUUUUUGCAAGUGUGGGUGGAGAUAUGAUGGAAAAGUAUAAUAGAUAUUGGGGGAGUAUUGAUAAGAUGAACAAGAUGAUAUAUUUUGGUAUUAUUCUUGAUCCAAGAUACAAGUUAAGUUACAUUGAGUGGACGUUUAAGAACAUGUAUGGAGUUGGAUCAAUGUUUGGUAGUGACUUGCCUCUUGGUAGUGGUGGAAACAAUGUCUUCAUUGAUGAAACAAUUGCAUAUAUUGCCCGUUCAUCAUUUAUGGCUAGAGCCGAUGCUUUUGAGAAACAUUUAGAGGAACAAGACUCCAUUGAUCAACAAAAUGAGCUUGAGGUGUAUAAUUCUAGUAAGUGUGUCAAAAGGGAUCCUAACUUUGACAUUCUUGUGAGGUGGAAACGCAAUUCAGUUGAAUAUCCUAUUUUAUCUAUAAUGGCUAAAGAUAUUUUAGCCACACCAGUGUCUAUUGUUGCUUUUGAAAGUGCUUUUAGCACAGGAGGGAGAGUCAUAGAAACAUAUAGGAGUUCUCUAACUGCUGAAAUGGCUGAGGCUUUAAUUUGCACUCAGAAUUGGUUAAGGCAUUCUUUUACCUAUUUCAAAUAUAUGAAUCUCAUGGAAGAUUUUGAGCUUUCAGAAGAUAUUGUAACAGAGUUUCAACAAAUAUCUUCAGCAGCAAGAGGAGUAUCGGGUGUCUCAUCAUCACAGUCUCAACCACAACCUUCAGGACUCUGGUUUGAAAAUUCUUGUGAAGUUGGUGUCUUUUCAAAACUUACCAAUGCCUAUUGGUUGGUUGCCAUUGGAGCCUGUGAAAUUUUCUACAGUACAUUUGAGGCUGAGUUAUCAAAUGUUAUCCAUAUGAUCAAAACUUUUGUUGGUGGAACUCGUAUCGGUGGUCGUCUUUGUAUUGGUAAAGAAAUGUUCCUUAGUUACUUGAAUAGUGAAACACAAAGGGGCUUCUAUUGUCCCAUACCAUCACAGGCCAAGAUGAAAAAAGACCCUGGAAAAGGAUGA